CACCUUCACAGGUAAAUGCAGCAAUUCAUACAGUCCGCCACUAUCCCAUCGUCCUCCGGUGCUGGGCGGAUCAGUUCAGUCCUCCCUAUUCCCACAACCCCCUUGUUCGAGGAAGUGGUCCAGUGGCCGAGGAAUCUGGUUUUGAUUUCAAUGAUGGAAGAAGAGGAGAUCGAAUUUGUGGAUGAAUUGGAGGCGAUUUUACACCUCACCCCCGAGGUCCAGCAGGCGAUAGAACAGGUGUUUCCGAGCCAGGACCCCCUGGACAGAGCUGACUUCAACGCUGUGGAAUAUAUCAACACGCUCUUCCCAACUGAACACUCGUUGGCCAACAUAGAUGAUGUCGUGAACAAGAUUCGCUUUAAAAUCCGACGUCUGGAUGACAACAUCAGAACGGUUGUGAGAGGGCAGACCAACGUGGGGCAGGAUGGCAGACAGGCUCUUGAAGAGGCACAGAAAGCCAUCCAGCAGCUCUUCGGCAAAAUUAAGGACAUUAAAGACAAGGCAGAGAAAUCUGAGCAAAUGGUUAAAGAAAUCACCCGGGAUAUCAAACAGCUGGACCACGCCAAGCGUCACCUGACCACCUCCAUCACCACGCUGAACCACCUGCACAUGCUGGCCGGGGGGGUGGACUCUCUAGAGGCGAUGACUCGACGGAGGCAGUACGGAGAGGUGGCUAACCUGCUACAGGGGGUGGUGAAUGUGCUGGAGCACUUCCACAAGUACAUGGGAAUCCCACAGAUCCGCCAGCUCUCAGAAAGAGUAAAAGCUGCUCAGACUGAACUGGGACAGCAGAUUCUGGCAGACUUUGAAGAGGCUUUUCCUUUGCAAGGAACCAAGCGACCCGGGGGUCCCAGUAACGUUUUGCGGGACGCCUGCCUCGUAGCCAAUGUCCUUGAUCCCCGAAUCAAACAAGAAAUUAUCAAAAAGUUCAUCAGGCAGCACCUGUCCGAAUAUCUGGUUCUCUUCCAGGAAAACCAAGAUGUGGCCUGGCUGGAUAAGAUUGACCGGCGCUACGCCUGGAUCAAAAGGCAGCUGGUGGAUUACGAGGAGAAGUACGGGCGCAUGUUCCCGGGGGAGUGGUGCAUGACGGAGCGCAUCGCUGUGGAGUUCUGUCACAUCACCAGGAUAGAGCUGGCAAAGCUGAUGAGAACGAGAGCGAAGGAGAUCGAGGUGAAGCUGCUUCUCUUUGCCAUCCAGAGAACCACGAACUUCGAGGGGCUGCUGGCCAAGCGCUUCUCUGGCAGCACUCUGCGAGACGGUGGCGGGAAGAAGCCGGAGCUGCCCCCUCCUUCGACAAACCCCUUCCUGGAGGACGAGGCCGGGAGCGAUGAGUCCGCUCUGGAGAGGGACGGGGACAUGGACAAGCCAAAGAAGCCCAAAGCCCCUGACAACCCCUUCCAUGGCAUCAUGUCCAAGUGCUUUGAGCCCCAUCUCUACGUCUACAUAGAGUCGCAGGACAGGAACCUGGGGGAGCUGAUUGACCGCUUCGUGGCUGAUUUCCGAGCACAGGGUCCCCCCAAGUCCAGCACAGACGACGCGGGGGCCGUGCUGCCCAGCUGUGCUGAUCUCUUUGUCUAUUAUAAGAAGUGCAUGGUGCAGUGCUCCCUGCUCAGCACUGGAGAGCCCAUGAUCGCCCUCUCUACCAUCUUCCAGAAGUACCUGCGCGAGUAUGCCUGGAAGAUCCUCUCCGGGAACCUGCCCAAGACCUCCAGCAGCAGCAGCGGGGGGCUGACCAUCAGCAGCCUCCUGAAGGAGAAGGAGGGUCCGGAGGCAGCCAAGUUCUCUGUGGACGAGCUGUGCCUGGUCUGCAGCAUCCUCAGCACAGCCGAGUACUGCCUGGCCACCACGCAGCAGCUUGAAGAGAAGUUGAAGGAGAAGGUUGAUAAGAUCCUGGUCGAGAGGAUAAACCUGACUGGAGAGAUGGACACCUUCAGCAAUGUGAUCUCAAACAGUAUCCAGUUGUUGGUGCAGGACCUGGAUGCAGCCUGUGAUCCUGCACUUACUGCCAUGAGUAAGAUGCCGUGGCAGAACGUGGAGCACGUAGGCGACCAGAGCCCCUACGUCACCUCCAUUAUCAUGCACAUCAAGCACAACGUCCCAGUCAUCCGGGACAACCUCGCCUCCACGCGCAAAUACUUCACCCAGUUCGUCAUUAAAUUCGCCAACUCCUUUAUUCCCAAGUUCAUUAACCACCUCUUCCGGUGCAAGCCAAUCAGCAUGGUGGGAGCAGAGCAGCUCCUGCUGGACACUCACUCUUUGAAGACGGUUCUGCUGGAUCUGCCCUCCAUCGGGUCCCAGGUGGUCCGCAAGGCGCCCGCCAGCUACACCAAGAUCGUGGUGAAGGGCAUGACGCGCGCAGAGAUGAUCCUCAAGGUGGUGAUGGCCCCUCACGAGCCCUCAGUUGUUUUUGUGGAUAAUUACAUCAAACUCCUCGCUGAUGGAAACCCUGAAACAUUCCAGAAGAUUCUUGACAUGAAGGGCCUGAAGCGCAGUGAGCAGAGCAGCAUGCUGGAGCUCUUCAGACAGAGGCUGCCCACACCCCCCUCGGGAGCAGAGGGCGCCCCCUGUCUGACCUACAGCACACCCACCCCCGAGCAGGAGUCAUCCAGGAUCCGCAAACUGGAGAAGCUCAUCAAAAAGAGACUGUGAACUGAGACGGACUGGGGUACCCCCCCCCCCACAUCUCACCCUACUGCUGCUGCGUUCACCAUCAGAACAGGAUAAAGAAAAAAAGAGAAGCUACUAGCCCAGAUUUGUUUCCUGAAGAGUUACUAAAAAGGAACACUCAAGUUCUGUAAAGAGAGUGAUAUUUAUUGUUUUUAUUUGUGUGUGUGUGCAAGUCUGACAUGCCUGGAUUGAGGUUCAGUUUCUGAAUGUUUUUUAAACUCUUUGUCUUAAUCAGGAUUAUUCAACAGCUGACUGGACACGGCUGUUCUGUUCUAUUGGGACCCAGUGUAGCAAAGGGCACUGCUUCCCCUAUGCAGGGUGAUUAUAAAGGCAGACUGUGUAUUUAUGACACUGGAACAGAAAAACAUCUUUAGCGACAGUUCUGCAAUGCUACAUGGCAGGUAGACGUUGGGGAAGAAGAAUGUGAUGUUCAAUUAGUGCCAUAGGGGACCCUGGUUGUGUACCGCAGUUUAUCAACUCAAAUCUGAACACGUUUGCCUGAUUCUGUGAGAAACACUGCAGUGUCUCGCUAGAAUGGAUCAGAUACUGUGGCGCAAAUUGAGCAUUGAAUGUGAUUUGUUCUCCCCAUCACCUGAUUUAUGCAUGUGAGAAUUGUAUCACUGUGUUCGGCUGUUUGUUUGUUGUUCUUCCAUGCCCUGAAAGUCAUCUUAUUUUAGCAAAUGCAGUGCUGGAAUAGAAAGAAACGCAGCUGCUCAGUACUGUAUACAGUUCUUCAGCAGGGGCUCUGGUCUUUAAGAUCAGGGCAGUACAUCUGUGUUGAGUUCAGCUUUUGUUGUCUCUAAGAUUUUUUGCCUGGGUUGGGUAGGGAAGAUUAAAAAUAAAAAAGUUAAGGUUAACUAAAGGCUAAAUACAAUAAACGCAUGACUUCCUGGUAAUUGUUUCUAUCGGAACAAAUUUAACUCCACUCUAUUGUGCUUUUGCCACUUGUGUGGUUUCAGCACUGCAAAGAUCCUGUUGAGAUUGGAACUCGCUUUACCUCCAGGCUCCAGUGUUUGAGCCUUCCAGUAGAAAUAGGCGUCGUCUCUGGGGUCCUGGGUACUUCCAGUUCCAACAUUGGCAUUGCUGGACGAGUUGAAGUCAGGGCUUGCUGUAGCUUCUCAAUGAAAAAUUCUGCCUUUUUAUUGGUCGCUAUGAAAGUGGAAACAAUUGAUCAGCUAGCAUACACUUUUACAGUGAUCACUUUAUCUGGCCCUUGGUAAAUUUGCGACUUUGUCAUGGUUAACCAUGUUUUUUUACAAUGCUAAACCUUACUUCCUGCAGUUCAGCAUGUGUGUUUUACCUAGCCUUCACUGUGCUGUACUACACUUUGCCAUGUUUUUACCGGGACAGUCAACUCAACUUUUGCAGGGAUCCCAAACUAUUGAUUGGUAAACCAUGUAUGUAACAGCUGUUUUGAGAUGGCCAGCAGUUCACUGUACAGCUUAGAAGAUGCAGGGGCCAGUGAGAAGCUAGAGGGCUCACCUGUUGGCUGCACCCCAGGCACCUUGCCAGAUGGCAAGGAAGGACAUCAAUAAUGUGCUCUUUGUUUAAAGUGCAGCUUCCCUGUUUUAAUCUGUUUUGGAGUUCCCUUCUCAUGCUUAUCUGCUCUAAUCGAGGAGUCCUGUCGGAACACAGAUUACACUACAAAGGAGCAGCACAGGGGUGGGGAGACACGGACGCACAUGAACAGAGCUGUGAAAGGGAGAGUUCACAGUCAGGGCUAGCUAUUGCAGCGCUUGCUCUUUGCAAACCCUGCUGUAGAAACCGAUGUAAAAGAGCAGGCAGUUCUAAGGAUUGCCCGCGCCUCCCUGUGCAGGAAGUCGGGUUCGGGUCUCGGCAGUGGGGUUUGCUUAAAAAUGUGUGGUCUGAAUACUGGCUACUGUAAUGGUUAAGAGCACAAAAACAAUCCUAAACCAAUUUAAAAAAAUAAAUAAAUAGUGGUACAUCUGUAAAAAAAAAUGUUUUCUUGUUUCUUCAUUGUUCAGAUUAUUUAUGUCUGUGUAUUCUGCAGGUAUAUUUCGUUGCGUUCGUACUGUUACAAAGAUUCUGGAAGUCCUCUGAUCUGGGUCGUACACAAGAUGGCUCGUCUCUGUCUUGUCUUUUUUUUUCUUCACUUUAACGCAGCAUAAGAAUGCGAUGGAUUUCUAAUGUUCUUUACUUGAAACUUCAUGAAAGUAAAAAACCAAAGCAUGGUCUGUGUAUCCAAACAAAACAGAAGCCUUGUCCAUUCUGGCCAAGUCACCAAAGAGAAUCUUCAGGUUGGCAUUGUGAACGUGCUUCUAACUGAAAAAACUCCACAAGUGACUGUAAAUUGGGGGAGGUAUACUGGGGGCACUGCUAAACCUUUUUUUUUUUUUUUUUUCCCCCAGUAGGACACGCUGUAGGGUCCUUGGAUUAGGAGAGCCACAGUUGGGUGGAGGGGGGUGGGAGAUCUUUUGCAGAAACGUGACAUUCAUUUUAAACGGAUAAUGUGAUGGCACGGCCCUGUGUUGCGAGUUAUCUGCUUGUUAAAAUAUUGGUUAAUCUGGACUCUGCUGUUGCUGUAAACAUUCCUGCUUUAUGUGAAUACAUGCUUUGUGUAUUUUCAACUGUAAUACUUUAUAGUACAAUUAGGAACACUAUUAAUAAUAACAAUAAUAAAGUCAUUGUAACACUUG
Acipenser ruthenus (sterlet) is the source of this 5324-nucleotide messenger RNA. RefSeq names its product vacuolar protein sorting-associated protein 53 homolog. The coding region runs from base 16 to 2649 and encodes 877 amino acids. Gene Ontology annotation, biological process: retrograde transport, endosome to Golgi. Lineage: Eukaryota; Metazoa; Chordata; Actinopteri; Acipenseriformes; Acipenseridae. The transcript is spliced from 22 exons. Gene Ontology annotation, cellular component: GARP complex. The record is from RefSeq and is a predicted model, not a curated record.